AUGUCGCUCUCGCUCGCGCUGCCCUCGACCUCGCUCGCCUCGACGCGGCCGGUGUCCAAGGUGGUCGUCUCCCCGCUGCCGCUCGCGGCGAUGCUCGACCACCACCUUCGCCGCUCGUCGUCGCAGGACCGCGUGCUCGGCACCUUGCUCGGUGUCCGCCACGAAGCCUCGAACGAGAUCGAAGUACGCUCCUCGUUCGGCGUCCCUUACCAAGCCCAGGGCAAAGGCUCGAUCACGAUCGACAUGGACCACCACAAGGCCCUGCUCGACCUCCACCACAAGGUCAACGCUCGCGAAGUCGUCGUAGGAUGGUACGCGACCCACCCCACGCUCAACUCGUUCUCGGCCUUGAUCCACAACUUUUACGGCUCCGAAUCGUCCCCCUUCCCCGCCGUUCAUCUCGUCUUGGAUCCUCAAACGUUGGCCUUCGCCAGUUACGUCUCGACUCCCGUGGGAACGACCCAGAGAGCCGAUCAAGUCGCUUUCGUUCCCGUCCCUACCGAACUACGCGUUCACGCCCAAGAACGACCCGGCAUCGAAUUGUUGACGUCCAACUUGACCUCUCCCAAAUCAAGUGUCGCCGUCGCCGUCGCCGCCGCAUCCUCCUCCUCCUCCUCCUCCUCCGUCGACCCUACCGACGCCUCAACAACGAUCGCCCCAACGACCCCACUCGCGACCCUACUGACCCUCCUCGAAAAAGUUUCCGUCAUGCUCGACUCGGUGCUCUCCUACGUCCACCAAGUCAACCUCGGCGAAAUCAAAGCUGACGAAAGGGUCGCAAGAGCUUUAUUGGAAACGGUAGGCAGCGUACCCGUCACCGCCGCCGUCACAACAACGAGUUCGUCGAAAUCGUCAGCGUCGAUCACGAACGCGAAUGUGAAUCCGAAUGCGAAUGCGAAUAACGUAACGACGAGCUUCGAGGAUGAGUUCAAUGCCCAUCUGGCGGAUGUUUUGAUGGUACGUUCAGGUUUCAGUUUUUGGGGGGAGGGACCGUGCUACGCUUGGGGCACGAGGGAAGCGCACUUUCGUAUCAUCCUCAUCACCUGAUCCGCUAAACCCGAUACCCCACCCCUUUCCCCACCUUUACACUCCACCAGGUCUCCUACCUCGCCAACGUCGUCCAAACCCAAACCGAAAUCUCAUCGAGGCUGAACCUACUCGUUUAA
Molecule: messenger RNA, 1166 nt
Organism: Microbotryum saponariae
Lineage: Eukaryota; Fungi; Basidiomycota; Microbotryomycetes; Microbotryales; Microbotryaceae
Source: the annotation of a GenBank genome assembly